Molecule: messenger RNA, 1823 nt
Organism: Nematolebias whitei (Rio pearlfish)
Lineage: Eukaryota; Metazoa; Chordata; Actinopteri; Cyprinodontiformes; Rivulidae
Gene: ppp3cb
Product: protein phosphatase 3, catalytic subunit, beta isozyme
Exons: 13
Coding region: 1-1338 (445 amino acids)
Biological process (GO): calcineurin-NFAT signaling cascade
Cellular component (GO): cytosol; calcineurin complex; cytoplasm
Molecular function (GO): calmodulin-dependent protein phosphatase activity; calmodulin binding
Source: RefSeq, a predicted model, not a curated record
AUGAUGUCACCUGAGCAGACAGCGGUCCCCUUCCCCCUCGCCCACCGGCUGACCAUGAAGGAAGUGUUUGACUCAGAUGGCCAGCCGCGUGUGGACCUGCUCAAAGCUCAUCUCACAAAAGAGGGUCGGCUCGAGGAGGCCGUGGCCCUGCGCAUCAUCGAUGAGGGCGCCGCCAUACUGCGCCAGGAGCGCACCAUGUUGGAUAUUGAAGCGCCAGUCACGGUGUGCGGAGACAUCCACGGCCAGUUCUUUGACCUGAUGAAGUUAUUCGAAGUGGGAGGUUCUCCUGCCAACACACGUUAUCUCUUCCUAGGGGACUAUGUAGACAGGGGCUACUUCAGUAUUGAGUGCGUGCUGUACCUUUGGUCACUGAAAAUCCUCUACCCAAAGACCCUCUUUCUGCUACGGGGAAACCAUGAAUGUAGACAUCUGACAGAAUAUUUUACCUUCAAACAAGAAUGUAAGAUCAAGUACUCAGAACAAGUGUAUGACUCCUGCAUGGAGGCAUUCGACUGCCUGCCGCUGGCAGCGCUGAUGAACCAGCAGUUCCUGUGUGUCCAUGGGGGGCUUUCACCAGAAAUCCACACGCUGGAUGACAUCAAGAAGUUGGACCGGUUUAAAGAGCCCCCGGCGUUCGGGCCCAUGUGCGACCUGUUGUGGUCCGACCCCCUGGAGGACUUUGGCAAUGAGAAGACCCAGGAGUACUUUGGGCACAACACAGUCAGAGGAUGCUCCUAUUUCUACAGCUAUCCAGCAGUGUGUGAGUUCUUACAGACCAACAACCUGCUGUCAAUCAUCAGAGCGCACGAGGCACAGGAUGCAGGUUCUGAGACAGGAACCAUCUUCAGCAUGACUGAAAUGUUGGUCAACGUCCUGAGUAUCUGCUCCGACGAUGAGCUCAUGAAUGACGGAGAUGAGAUUUACGACGCCAAUGCAGCAGCAGCAAGGAAAGAAGUGAUCAAAAACAAAAUCCGUGCCAUCGGGAAGAUGGCCAAAAUGUUCUCUGUCCUACGAGAGGAGAGUGAGAAUGUCUUGACCCUGAAGGGUCUGACUCCUACAGGCAUGCUGCCCAGUGGAGUGCUAUCUGGGGGCAAACAGACUCUGCAGAGCGCUACCAUUGAGGCCAUAGAAGCUAUCGAGACAGUUAAGGACGCUGAAGCCAUCCGAGGCUUCUCCCCGCAGCAUCGGAUCAGCAGUUUUGAGGAGGCCAAAGGUCUGGACCGCAUCAAUGAAAGGAUGCCGCCGCGGCGCGAUGCUGUCAACAGCGUGGGCCUGUCGAUGGGCCGCAUGAACAUGGGCGAACCCAACGGGACCGACAACAACAGCAAUAUCCAGUGAUCGACAUAAACUCUCCCCACUGCACAGACACACACCUGCAGUUCCAGUGAAACCUUAUUUAUCCAACUGUGUACAAAGGCAAACAUACACAGGAGCAAUUCAUCACACAGAAACAUUCAGUACACACACACACACACACACACACACACACAUCAUGUCCUCUCCCUUCCCUGAUGCCUUCAGCUCAUCUAAAGGCAUGAGCAUAGCCGGACUGUCCCAAAUAAGGCUGCGCCUCUGUACUGAAACUGAGAACUGUACCUCACCUGUACCUGCACAACAACAGGAAAGAACCCACACACCCACACCCACCCUGGCCUGGCAGGGGCCCACCGGUGGGUUGAAAUGCCAUGCCUGUGUUGCUGGUGCGUGCUGUUUGUGGCAGAGUGGACCGAAACAAGAGAAGGCCAGCAGGAAGUGUUUCCAUUCUCUGGUUUGGAGUCACGGCGCGAAGCUGGACUUUGAUUUUGUACAGAUGUGGGGUGCCU